CUAGACUAACCCAACAUGGGAAAGGAAAAGACUCACAUCAACAUCGUCGUUAUUGGUCACGUCGACUCUGGCAAGUCGACCACUACCGGUCACUUGAUCUACAAGUGCGGUGGUAUUGACAAGCGUACCAUCGAGAAGUUCGAGAAGGAAGCCCAGGAAAUGGGUAAGGGUUCCUUCAAGUACGCCUGGGUGUUGGACAAACUCAAGGCUGAGCGCGAGCGUGGUAUCACCAUCGAUAUCGCCCUAUGGAAGUUCGAGACCGCCAAGUUCUACGUCACCAUCAUCGAUGCCCCCGGACAUCGCGAUUUCAUCAAGAACAUGAUUACAGGAACAUCGCAAGCCGAUUGCGCCGUGUUGAUCGUUGCUGGUGGUGUCGGUGAGUUCGAAGCUGGUAUCUCCAAGAAUGGACAGACCCGCGAGCACGCCCUAUUGGCUUAUACUUUGGGUGUCAAGCAACUGAUUGUCGGUGUCAACAAAAUGGACUCAACCGAACCACCUUACAGCGAGAACCGCUACGAAGAAAUCAAGAAAGAAGUAAGCAGCUACAUCAAGAAGAUUGGUUAUAACCCAGUUGCUGUUCCUUUCGUCCCUAUUUCUGGAUGGCACGGAGAUAACAUGCUUGAGCCAUCUACAAAAAUGCCCUGGUUCAAGGGAUGGAAUGUUGAGCGUAAAGAGGGCAAGGCUGAAGGUAAGUGCCUCAUUGAGGCUCUUGAUGCCAUCUUACCCCCAGCCCGCCCCACAGACAAGCCCCUUCGUCUACCCCUCCAGGACGUCUACAAAAUUGGUGGUAUUGGUACAGUGCCCGUGGGACGUGUUGAGACUGGUGUUCUCAAGCCUGGUACCAUUGUUGUCUUUGCUCCUGCUAACAUUACAACUGAAGUUAAGUCUGUGGAGAUGCACCACGAAGCUCUCCAAGAGGCUGUUCCUGGUGACAAUGUUGGUUUCAACGUAAAGAACGUCUCUGUUAAGGAGUUGCGCCGUGGUUAUGUUGCUGGUGACUCAAAGAACAAUCCUCCCAAGGGAGCUGCAGACUUCACUGCACAAGUUAUUGUACUCAAUCACCCUGGACAAAUUUCAAAUGGAUACACACCUGUACUUGAUUGCCACACAGCCCACAUUGCUUGCAAAUUUGCCGAAAUCAAAGAAAAGGUUGACCGUCGUACUGGUAAAUCUACUGAAGAUAACCCUAAAUCCAUUAAGUCUGGUGAUGCAGCUAUUGUUAACUUAGUUCCAUCCAAGCCCUUGUGUGUGGAAUCCUUCCAAGAGUUCCCACCCCUCGGACGUUUUGCUGUCCGUGACAUGAGGCAAACAGUUGCUGUAGGUGUCAUCAAGGCUGUCAACUUCAAGGAGGCUGGCGGUGGCAAGGUCACCAAAGCCGCCGAAAAGGCCACCAAGGGCAAGAAGUAGCUAGCACUGUUAACAGCACAAUUUUUCAUACAACUGCGAUACUUCAUUCACCGAAAGGUGUUCAGAAGGAAAAAAGGGCUACAUCUCAUUCCUUUUCUAUAUUUUUUACAAGGCUUAUAAUGUAUGUAACAUUAUUUUAUAAUUUAUAAGGUUAUACAUAUAUCUGAAAUAUUUUGUUAUGACUGCAACUAAAAUGUAAAAAUUCAUAGAAUAAACGUAGCCUCCAAUAAUAAAAAUA
Molecule: messenger RNA, 1645 nt
Organism: Galleria mellonella (greater wax moth)
Lineage: Eukaryota; Metazoa; Arthropoda; Insecta; Lepidoptera; Pyralidae
Gene: eEF1alpha1
Product: elongation factor 1-alpha
Exons: 1
Coding region: 16-1407 (463 amino acids)
Biological process (GO): translational elongation; translation
Molecular function (GO): translation elongation factor activity; GTPase activity; GTP binding
Source: RefSeq, a predicted model, not a curated record